Molecule: messenger RNA, 815 nt
Organism: Penaeus monodon (black tiger shrimp)
Lineage: Eukaryota; Metazoa; Arthropoda; Malacostraca; Decapoda; Penaeidae
Gene: SmF
Product: small nuclear ribonucleoprotein F-like
Exons: 3
Coding region: 83-358 (91 amino acids)
Biological process (GO): spliceosomal snRNP assembly; mRNA splicing, via spliceosome
Cellular component (GO): catalytic step 2 spliceosome; U1 snRNP
Molecular function (GO): RNA binding
Source: RefSeq, a predicted model, not a curated record
UCCUCCUCCGCAGUCGCAACCCGGAAGUAAGGCUCCCGGUUGGCGUCACGUUCAUACAACAACCAACAAGAAAAUCGCAAAAAUGUCCAUUGCCGUUCCCACUCCGAUCAACCCCAAGCCCUUCCUCAACCAGCUGACAGGACAGGCGGUCAUAGUGAAGCUGAAAUGGGGCCACGAGUACAAGGGAAUUCUCGUCUCGGUCGAUGGCUAUAUGAACCUCCAGCUUGCCAACACAGAAGAAUACAUUGAAGGCCAGUCAACGGGAAGCCUAGGGGAGGUACUCAUCCGCUGCAAUAAUGUCCUAUAUAUUCGUGGUGCGGAGGACGAUGACGAAGAAGAAGGCCAGAUGAAGGAAUAGUCUAAAAGAUAAAACCUAUUUUUAUGUUUCAUUUCCUCAUGAUAAGAGCCAUUUGUUGAGAAAAGUCUGCCAGAAAUUUGCACUCUCAUUUUAGUUGUAGGUCUCGGGGCUAGAAGUUUUUAUACGCAAGAACCGGAGCUGCAGCCCAAAAAUUUUUUUGUCUUGCUAAUGGGAAAGGAAAAUAAGGAAGGAGCAGAUAACUUGCCCAAGACAACUAUUACAGAAUUUUUGGUUUGCGCAGAGGAGACGAGUGUCAUUCUGGUGAAUUAUGUAUUAUCCUUAAGGGGGUGCAGUUCAAUUUUAUGUUUGCAGAAGUUGCAAAAAAAGGUUAUCAGUAUUGAAUAUCAAUGGCAAAAUGUUGGUUAAUUUUCCAAACCAUAUUUCUCACCAGGACACUCAUGUCCAUGUUCAUUCCAGUGAUGAGUACCUUUAUAAGAAUAAAUAACGUUUUGUAAAA